UAAAUAAUACUCCAUACAACUUUUUCUUCUUCUGCUCCAAACUAAAUUAACAACGAACAAACGGAUAAAAUCACUUUUGUCUUUUCUCACUUCCACACUCACACACAUUAUCUAAUUGGAAACCAUUUCUCAUGUCAGAACCCACUAAUACCCAACUUGGUAUUGGCGAUUUUGGUUGCACUCACUAUAGAAGGAGAUGCAAGAUCGUAGCACCAUGUUGUAACGAGGUUUUUGGCUGUAGACACUGUCACAACGAAACUAAGAAUAACGAGGAGAUUAAUGUUGUUGAUCCUCAUGAUAUACCGCGUCAUGAAAUUAAAAAGAUUAUAUGUUCCUCAUGUGACACGGAGCAAGAUGUUCAACAGUACUGCAUAAACUGUGGAGUAUGCAUGGGAAAAUACUUUUGUGGUAUAUGCAAAUUCUUUGAUGAUGAUAUUUCAAAGCAACAAUACCACUGUGAUGAAUGUGGCAUCUGCAGAACUGGUGGCAAGGACAACUUUUUCCAUUGCAAAAUAUGUGGAUGUUGCUAUUCUAAGGUAAUCAAAGAUGGGCAUCAUUGUGUAGAAAGAGCAAUGCAUCAUAAUUGCCCUAUUUGCUUUGAGUAUCUGUUUGAUACAUUACGAGAAAUCACCGUUUUGCCUUGCGGGCAUACUAUACAUUUUGAGUGUGUUAAAGAGAUGGAACAACAUCAUAGGUACUCAUGUCCUGUUUGCUCAAAAUCUAUCUGUGAUAUGUCAAGUGUGUGGAAGAACCUUGAUCAAGUGAUUUCCACAACUCCAAUGCCUAUAACAUAUAAAAAUAAGAUGUACUUGUAUGAAACCAGGUGUGGAUACUGUGCAAUGAUUGUGGUGUAAACUCCAAUGUGCAAUUCCACAUUGUGGCACAUAAGUGUUUAAGUUGCAAUUCGUACAACACAAGACAGAUACAAGGAGUACCUUCUAGUUCAUGUUCCUCUAGGGUUGAAGAGACGGUUAGAUGAGCUUAGUUGCAAAAGAAUCUUUGAUUCUGAACCUUGUCUUUCCUCAGAGAUGGAAUCAGCUCUUGCCAUUUUCUCAACUCUAGUUUAGUAUAAUUCUUGAGUCUAAAUUACACUAUUCGUCUCGUAAGUUAUUUUUAUAUUUCAUUUUGGCCACUUAAGUUGCUUUUAGAUUUCAGUUUGAUUUUUUCGUUUCAUUUUGGCCCCUUUACAAACGUUAAGACACUUUAGUCAUUUUUUAUUAGUUUUUCAUUUGAGUUCGUCAAAUGUUUCUUUCUUCUUCUUCUUCUUCUUGAGUCAAACACCUAAUAACCAAAACGUAAUAUGAAACGUAGGAAACAUUUGACAGACUCAAAAGCAAAAUUGAUAGGAAGGACCAAAGUAUCUUAGGUUUGUGUAACUUAACGAUGGAAUAAAAUAGAACGAAAAAAACUAGGAGACCAAAGUGAAUUAUAAAAUAACUUAACGAGUCAAAAUUGUAAAUUAACCUUCAUGCCUUUGAUGAUAGUGGAAGAGUGUAGAAAGCUUCCUCAAGAAAAGAGUCAAUUAAGCUCCAAAUUUUGUCAAUGGGAUUCUAUUUCCUUUAUGCAGUGCUAUUCUAAUGAUUUUUUUCUUCUAACUUUUGCAAUAUUAUGUUCCUAAGGGGUCACAGUUCCAAAAUGUAUUCCUACAUAGUUGUUAUAUAUGGUUAAACAUAAUGGGUCUUCUUUCCAUUUGCAACUGGUUCAGACUUGUUGCUACAAUAAUGCAAAUUUUAUGAUA
Molecule: messenger RNA, 1738 nt
Organism: Cicer arietinum (chickpea)
Lineage: Eukaryota; Viridiplantae; Streptophyta; Magnoliopsida; Fabales; Fabaceae
Product: E3 ubiquitin-protein ligase RZFP34
Biological process (GO): ubiquitin-dependent protein catabolic process; protein ubiquitination
Cellular component (GO): nucleus
Molecular function (GO): zinc ion binding; ubiquitin protein ligase activity
Source: RefSeq, a predicted model, not a curated record